Messenger RNA from Oncorhynchus keta (chum salmon), 612 nucleotides. RefSeq names its product small proline-rich protein 3-like. The record is from RefSeq and is a predicted model, not a curated record. Lineage: Eukaryota; Metazoa; Chordata; Actinopteri; Salmoniformes; Salmonidae. The coding region runs from base 1 to 612 and encodes 203 amino acids. The transcript has a single exon.
AUGGCAGGCUAUCGGGUCAUUCCCAUGGCAGGCUACCGGGUCAUUCCCAUGGCAGGCUACCGGGUCAUUCCCAUGGCAGGCUACCGGGUCAUUCCCAUGGCAGGCUACCGGGUCAUUCCCAUGGCAGGCUACCGGGUCAUUCCCAUGGCAGGCUACCGGGUCAUUCCCAUGGCAGGCUACCGGGUCAUUCCCAUGGCAGGCUACCGGGUCAUUCCCAUGGCAGGCUACCGGGUCAUUCCCAUGGCAGGCUACCGGGUCAUUCCCAUGGCAGGCUAUCGGGUCAUUCCCAUGGCAGGCUACCGGGUCAUUCCCAUGGCAGGCUACCGGGUCAUUCCCAUGGCAGGCUAUCGGGUCAUUCCCAUGGCAGGCUAUCGGGUCAUUCCCAUGGCAGGCUAUCGGGUCAUUCCCAUGGCAGGCUACCGGGUCAUUCCCAUGGCAGGCUACCGGGUCAAUCCCAUGGCAGGCUAUCGGGUCAUUCCCAUGGCAGGCUAUCGGGUCAUUCCCAUGGCAGGCUAUCGGGUCAUUCCCAUGGCAGGCUACCGGGUCAUUCCCAUGGCCGGAUAUCUCCCAGAUAUUCCUCUUCUACGCCCUUCUCUGUGUCGUUGGGAAUGA